Molecule: messenger RNA, 744 nt
Organism: Plasmopara halstedii
Lineage: Eukaryota; Oomycota; Peronosporomycetes; Peronosporales; Peronosporaceae
Product: exosome complex exonuclease mtr3-like protein
Exons: 2
Coding region: 1-744 (247 amino acids)
Biological process (GO): U4 snRNA 3'-end processing; nuclear mRNA surveillance; poly(A)-dependent snoRNA 3'-end processing
Cellular component (GO): cytoplasmic exosome (RNase complex); nucleolus; nuclear exosome (RNase complex)
Source: RefSeq, a predicted model, not a curated record
AUGCAAAACUGCUAUUACCCGCAGCCCACGCAGCCGCGUAAGGAUGAUGCACCACUUAAGCGCCCUGAUACGGUCCGUGUAAGCCCCGACGAGAUGCGUCGUCCUUUUAUGCAGCUGGACGCCGUCAGUGGCGCCGCCGGAUCAGCAUAUGUAGAACUGGGCCGCACUCGCGUAAUUUGUGCUGUAUACGGCCCACGAAACGACACGCGCCCGCGCCGAGAGUUUAGUAAGGACGGACAAUUAGUAUGCGACGUCAAAUUUGCGCCCUUUGCUGAAGAGAUGACGAGACGGGAGCGUGGCCAGGAUUCGGACGAGAUGGAGUUGUCGGCCAUUUUGGAGGAGGCACUGACCCCGGCCGUAAUGUUGCACAAGCUGCCUAAGUGCGUCUUGUCUGUGUUUCUGACUGUCCUGGAAGAUGAUGGUGGAGUAAUAGCUGCUUCAAUCAAUUGUGCCUCUUUGGCCUUGGCUGAUGCCGCUGUGGAGAUGUACGACGUGGUCACGGCGUCUAGCGCGGGUGUUGUAAAUGGAACAGUUCUACUUGAUCCACUUAAAGAAGAAGAGCAGUCCGGUCAGGGCAAACUGGCGCUGGCCUACAUGCCGUCGGUGGGACGGGUAACAUUCAUGUUACAGUCUGGCAAGAUUCAUCACACGCAGCUGCAGGAGGCAGUCGAUCUCUGCACAGAUGCAUGCACGGGGGUGACACGGUCUCUAGUAACGGCGUCACUAGUGCAGGCAUUAAUUUGA